AUGCCAAAAACAAGACUGGAAAGAACACAAGAAAAGAACCUUCAACUUAAUGAAGACUUCAUAAAUGAGAUUAAUCAAACCAAUUCUCAGAACGCAAUGCAAAGAUGGCGUGGAUGGUCGGAUGAACUUUUAAAUUUUCUCUCUUCUCCCAGACAAAUUGGUGAUAUUUUUGCCAGAACAACAAAUUUACCGUAUUUUGCGGAUACGGGCGCAUAUGCUCUUAGCUUUAGUAACACUCCGAAGAACGGUAAGUUUAGACUUAGUCAAGGAAAAGUUCAUGUUGCUGUAGGGUUUGUAGACUUGGACUUACUUUUACAAGCGACAAUUCUGCAAAACAAGGAUUUGGUAGAACAACCAGCCAAAUUCAUAGGUUAUGAAGGAUCCGUUUAG
Messenger RNA from Acaulospora colombiana, 390 nucleotides. The record is from the annotation of a GenBank genome assembly. NCBI's taxonomy places the organism in Eukaryota, Fungi, Glomeromycota, Glomeromycetes, Diversisporales, Acaulosporaceae.